AUGGGUUGUAUUCAUGUGAUACAAUCACCUUCACCCUAUUUAAUUGGUAUGGAUUCAAGAUUUUUUGAUUUCUUCCGAUUACCAACGAACAGUGGUAUUGCAUAUCUGGAUUUAGAUACAAAUAAUUUCAAACCGCCAAUGGCACCGGGUCAACCAACAUUUGAUUCAAAAGUUUUGCCUAAAAAACCAUUGAAACAAUUAAAAACCAGAUUGUUAGAAUUAAAAGAGAAAAUAUUUCAAAUGAAAAAUACUCGACAAUUGUCAUGUAAAAAAAUUUCAAGAAAUAUGAUGUUAGAUUGUAUGUUUUCUACAUCGAAUUCUGAAUUAGCACAAGAUGAAUUGAUCAAAGUUCGUAAACGUUGGUUGCAAGAACUAAAUGAAAUGACACAGAUUGGUUCAUGUAUAAAAGAAGCAUUUUUACAAUUUAUGGUACAUUUAUUAAAAGAUUAUCGUCAAUGUCUUAUACCUGUUCGUAAUACUCGAACGAAUGCGAUGUUCAAUAUUGAACAUUUCUUACGUGAAUGUGCUGACAAGCAUACCAUACCAUUUUAUCGUGCUCUAUUCGAAACACAACAAUGGACUAAUUUUGUUCGUGAUCGAGUUUACGCUUCGUCACGUGAUGAAGAAUUAGAUUAUUUCGAUAAUCGCAUUGAAUUAUUACUAGAAGAAAGUGAAUCCAAAUCACUGAAAUCAUCUCACUCACAUCCUCAUCAUCAUCGUUCACGUAAUCAUAUUAGUUUCAUCACAAUGAGUAAUCUAUUUACAAUCAAACGAUCUGCAUCUUCGUCUCAUGAACAGUUGAAUAGUACAACGAACACUCAUCAUCAUCAUCAUCCUCAUCAUCAGAAUAAUACUCCUUCUAAUAAUAGUAAUCAUGAUAUCCAUUUAAAUUCUACCGAUUACACUAAUUCUAAUCAUCAUCAUCAAUAUUCAGACAAUAAAUCAUUGUCAAGCAAUGCAUCGAUUAGAGAUAAAUCGGAUGAAUCGACCGAUUCACUGUAUUCCAGUGAUUUAGGACCUGUACCAUUACAGAGUAACAAUAAUAAUCAAUGUUUAAAAAUUAUCGAUCCCCCGUGUUGGCCAGUUCCAGAAUUUGUUGACAUACCCCAGUACCAUCAAUUAUCAUGGAUAAGAGAAUAUUCACUUGGUUUUAUUCCAACUAAUAUUAAUUCUGCCACACUUGAUUUAUUAGCUGCAAGAGCGCUUGUAUUAAAAAACACUACUCCUCUAUCGAAUCAUUCAAUAACCGCGUCGAUUUUUCAUGUUAACACUGACUCCGCUGCACUGAUACCAGCUCCGGAAGUCGAAUUGGGUGUUAAACAAAACAAUGUAGCGACGGCUUGUAUGCCAUUGAAUUCAACCAGUUGUACUGUCGCUGAUCCAAUUUCAACACCAUCUUCUCACAGCUGCUGUAAGCCAGUUAACAUUAAUUCACCAGAGGAUAAUUCGAAUUCUCGAUUAACUACUGGAUUGUCAACAUUAAUGAUGAAAAAUUUACAACUUAAUACUACUACCACUACUACUACCAAUACUACUACGACUACUAUGAAUACUCCUAAUAUGAUUCAACGAUUUGGUUCAUUCAUGUUCAUUGAUAGUUCAUCACCAUUAUUGAUUCGUUCAAAUCGUUCAGAGAAUACUAGUUUAAUUGGUUUAACGACAAAAUACAACUUACCAGUGAAUAAUUCAACAAUUUUAAAGCGUACAUCACAAGAAUUACGUUAUACAUUGAAUUAUUCUAUUAACCUACCACAAACGGAUGAUUAUUCUAGAGCAAAAUAUUUAGCCGCCUGUGCUUAUUCAAUAUGGUUCAUGUUAUUACCUGGCUACUUAUCCUCUGUGCAUCAUUUCUAUACUGAUGAAAUUAUCACCGAUUAUAAUCAUGAUGUACAAACAUCACUGCCACAACAACAACAACAACAGACUGUCAAUACUGUAGCCUGCAAACUCGUUCAUCCUUCGAAUAUGCAUAAUAACGAUGAUCAUUCAAAUGACGAUCGUCCUAAUCAUAAUGCUGCUGCUGAUGAUGAUGAUCAUGAUGACGACGAAGUGAUGAAUAUCAUCAGACACAUUCUCAUCCAAUCCAUUCAUGUCUACAAAACUAUGCAUAACUAUUAUAAACUUGAAAUUCCUGAUCAGGUUGCUUUACGUAUAUUAUUAGUUUUAUUGUAUCAAAAUCGUAUUGAAAAUUUUGAUUUAAUGCAAUUUAUUAAUUCAAUGGAUUGGACAUCAUCGUCAUCUGGCAUUGCAAAUCAUAUUUACAAAGCUUAUGAGAAAGAAUUAAUGGAACAUGAACGGUUGGAAAAAGAACGCUUGAAAUCCACGGCUAAUAAUCAUCAUAGUCAUCGUCGUUCGGCGUCUGCUGAUACAGAAUUAAAUCCAUCUUCAGAUUUCAAUAGUUCUGAAAAUACAACUAAUAUCAUUGCACCACAACCGUUGCAUUCAUCUGAUGAUCUUACCGACCUAGGCUAUUCAACGCUAAAUAUACAUGAGACGAAUAAAACAACCCCUGAACAAGAUUGGUCACCGAUUGUGGAGGAUCAGUCUAAAGUGAUUACUGCUGCUGCUACUACUACUACCAUUACUACUACUGCCACUAAUAAUAAUAAUAAUAAUAAUAAUCAUUCAAUGCCAUGUGCUACUUCAACAGAAGAUCAUCAACAAGGAGUAAAACAUGGUCAACAAUCUUCAUCUGUUGUUGUUGUCAUUGGUAAUGAUCAUGAUCACAGUGACGCAAAAUGUCAUGCACAUCAUCGUGAUGAUCAUGAUGAUGAUACUGGACAAUCAAAAGAACACCCAACUAACCCAACGACGCCGAAUAUUAAUAACAAUAAUGUUGAUGAUAUAACAAAUGUCAGAGAAAAUACUUCAUCUCAAUUGGUAAAUCAUAUUGUCAACAUUUCUGGCACUACUGCCGGUGUUGGCACUGAAACUCCUAUGGCUGCUAACAUUCAUAAUGAUGCAGUUAAUAGUAAUCAUAUUGACAACAGCAGUGGUAGUCGUCUUAGCGACGAUUCAUGCACCGAGGAUGAUGAUGAUGAUGACGAAGAAGAAGAAGAAGAUGGAGAGUCUGAACAUGAACAUCCUCAUUAUGGUUAUAAGCUGUUAUCAUCUGCACUGUCAAAAAUCAAACGUCCAUUCCUUCAACAUUAUAAUACUCCAACUACUACCACUACUACAACUCAUACUCCUUUAUCUUAUCAUACUACUCUUUAUUCACAUCAUAGUAGUAUAGAUAUGACACAAGGUAGUAAACAUGCAUUAUUUUCAAAGUUAUCUAGACAAUCUUUUGAUGAGAAUUCGUCUACAAUGAAUGUUAUGAGACAAUCCAUUCAUCAUCAAAAUUUUACUAAUCAUACCACUACGACCACUACUACUACUAACAAUGAUAACAGUAAUCAUAAUUACAGUCAUGAUUAUGAUGGUGAUGCUGAUGAUGUUGAAGAUAAAGACAAUGAGGAUACAAAUGCACAAGCUAAAGUUUCAGUAGUUUAUAAUGCAUUCAACCUUUUCAAUAGAUCUACAUCGGAUUUUAUCAAUCGUAUCAAUAUGAAUCGAUCUCUAUUAGACUGGCGUUCACUUAUUCCAAGUUUAUCAACUAAUCCAACUCCACAGUCAGGAAGACGUGCUACUACUACGUCUAAUUGUUUCACCGGAUCAAAUUUCCCUGAUCAACAAUAUCUACAACCAGAGCAACACCAACAUCAACACAACCAACAGUACUAUUCUUUCUCACCGCAAUAUCAUUAUCAACAACCACAAAGUGAACGUAUUUCACGUGUUUCAUGGUCAAAGCAAUCAUCAUCAGGUACCGGGAUGAAAACUACUGACUCCAUUGAUCAUCAAUUGAACACCGUCAAUAAUCAUUCAUACAAUGUGGCACCGAAAUUAUCAGAUUCUGCAUGUGUUGCUGUUCAUCCAACAUUAUAUGGCACAAAUCAUGAUUAUUAUUAUUCUCAUGAGAAUUAUCCAAUAAAUAAUCAGAAUAUUAAUGAUUAUCAUCAAUUAAUUAAUCAAUUUCCAUAUGACAAUAAUUAUGAUCAUGAAAAUUAUGCUUUAGAUAAUCAUCACAUAGAUCAAGCACACCAAUUCAAAGAUAUGUGGAUUCAUAUCGCUGGUUCCCUACUUGUCGGUGAUAUUAAUCGACGUAUAUCACCUGGGAAUACACGUACAAUCUAUUUACAACAAUGUUUAUAUCAACAGCAUAUGUACAACAACAACAACAACAACAGUAGUACAUCACUAUCAGCAAUACCGACUACAUCAUUUUCUAUCAAUCGAAGCGAAUCAUCUCAUGUGAUUUCAACAUCAAAUACUACAUUAGAAUCUGCCAUUGUUGAUGGUAAGUCAACUACUUCAAUACCAAUUAUGGUAACAGCAACAACAACAACAACAACAGCGAAUUCAAAUCUUAAUCAACAACAGUUGACUUCUAUGUCAAAUGAUCAACAAACAUCGUCCGUAGUCAGUGACUCAUCUUCAACAGUCGCAACAUCAACAGUUCAAUCGCCUCUUAUCCUAGGCCAGAACAACAGCAAUAAUAAUAACAACAAAGAAUCAUCACCAUCCUUCUCUACAACAUCAACAACAGCAACAACAACAACCACAUCAAACGAUAGUCAAUUUUCUAACAUCAACCAUCAUUAUUGUAUUACACAUUUAAAUAUAUUCAUAACAACUUGUUCAAUCUGUUCAAAAUGUAAACAUUAUGUGUAUGAUGAAGAAAUAAUGGCUGGUUGGUCUACCGAUGAAAAUGAUCAUAGAACAAUAUGUCCAUUUUGUAAAACUUAUUUUAUACCACAAUUAUCUAUACGUAUAUUUGGUGAUACAAGUGGCGGUGGAGGAGGAGGAGGAGUAGCUAGUCAUGGUUACAAUCAGUCAGUGAAAUUAUCGCAGAACCAAUCAACUAUGAAACAUUUUCAUACACCAUCAAUUUCGCAAUCUUUGAAUAAUUUGUCCAAUGUUCAAUGUGAUCGAAAUGAUUCGACUGAAUCAAUUCCAGUUAAAUCAUACAAUUCUGGAUCACCAGGACAAAGUACUUCUGUGGGUUUAAUGGAAAUGACAUUCUCAUAUUUAAGUCCAUUUGUUAUAAGAAAAACAUUGGAAACAAUCAUACAAAAUGAAGGUGAUGAAUGUUUACGUUGUCGAUCUAUUCCACAUUCUUUAUUAAAUCGUUCUGGUCAAUUAACAUGGAAUUUAGUAUGGUUAAUGCAUCGAUUAGGUUUACCUACACAUCUAUUAGAUUCAUUGCCAUUAUGGAUGAUUAAUUAUCAAGCGGAACAACGUAGAAAAGUGAAAUUUGAUCAGGCUAACAGCACUACAACAUCACAUACUCAUCAUCGACAUCAUCAUCAUCAUUUCGGUUCACCACAUGGACAAAAUAAUAAUAAUAUUCAUAUUAAUAAUAAUAAUAAUCAUAGUAAUAAUAAUAAUAAUUCAACCAUUUUCACUGAUGCACUCUAUCAAGUACGUUUAUCUCCCAAUUUACCUGUGUAUAUAUCAUUACGUUGGAAUGCAACACAUCCAGUACGAAGUGUUAUGAGAAAUUCAUUGUACAAGUAUUGUUUCAAUUCGAAAUAUUCAGAUCAUAAUACACCUUGGUCAUUAGUAAACUUGGCCAAUGCUCAAGAUACUUUUGGUCAACAAUUCAUCAGUAACCCUGCCCACAAUAAUAAUAAUCUGCAUUUAUUAAAUAAACAAACACCAGUCAAUGCAUUGAUUCAUUGUUGUCCAAUUCAUGCGAUUAUUGAUUAUUUAAUUAUUGCUAUUAAAAAAGAUGAUAUGCGAUGGGCUGUUGAUUUUCUCAUACAAAUACGUGGACAUUUACAAUUGAAUUCAUCAUUACCAUUAAUUAUUAAACAAUUGUGUACAACUUUUUCAUCUGCAACACCAACCUCCUCUUCACCUACAUCCUCGUCACCAUCGUUAAACACGACCUCCAUCACAUCGUCAACAACAGCAACAGUACCGCCUACAUCAACUACACAAUCUACAUUUGAGAUGAAAAAUGGUAAAUUAAUACGACGGAAUAGAAAUCAACAACCUCAAUGCGCUAGUCUACAAUGUUAUGCAGCAUGUUCCGAGAAUUCAUUAUAUCGUGAAUUACUAUUUCUAAUUGUACAUGCAUUGUCUAGGACAUCAUUAGAUUUAAUGUCAUUCGAUGAACAGUAUAAAUUAGUGUAUCAAUCAUUCAGAAAUUCUGGUUGUACAUUACUCACUGAUUUCGAUCAACCACCAACUCUUAUGGCUUCAAUUUGUCGCCAGAUGCUACGCCCAUUAACAUUGAGACCAUGAGAUUAUGAUUAUCAGUAGUGUUUUUUUGGGGAAGGCUUACUUCCCUCUCUCUCCUUCGUCUGUCGACGAAUCCACCGGAGGAUCCACAAUAAUAUGCUGAAACAAUUCUAUCAUUAACCACAAGGAUUUGUAUGUUUUUACUACACUUAUUAUUUAUCUGAUACAUAAAUAUCUAUAUACCUAUUGUUGUUUAUCAACCAAUCAAUCAUUAAGUGUGCUUGAGUGCAUGCAUGCGUGAGUGCGUUUGGUUAUAUCCAUACACCUUGUUUUAUUGGCUGUGAAAAUAAGUAAACAAACAAACAAAUUUUUUUUGGAGAAGACAAUCAUCCAUCUCCUGUGUCAAUUUAAAUGCGAAGCCUAUAUUACACUUCUUGUUUGUUGUCUCUUUUUCUGAUUUAUUGAUUUAUCGAAUUAUUGAUUUCUUUGUUCCUUCUUAUUUUUCAUAAAUUGUUCAUUGUCUUGUUUAAUUUCAUGGUGGUAUAUAUAUAUAUAUAUAUAUAUAUAUAUAUAUAUAUAUAUUGGCCACCUAGUACUACUACUACUACUACUAGCACUUAAUCUUGUGUGUUUGUUUUCAUUGUCGUCGAUCAUAUUCAGCUAGCUAGUUAGCGAGCGAGUCAACCAGCCAGCCAGAGCUAAUUGUGUGCAAUACUACUAAUAGUCAUAAUGACAAUAUUUUGUAAACACACACCGUUUUUGACCCCUCUUCUCUCUGUUUAUCGUUACCAUAUUCAUUUAUUCAUUCAUUGGCCCGUUCAUUCGCCCAUUCAUUGAUCCAAUGAUCUUAUUCAAUUCAAUACCAGUCAUAAAUAUUAUUGCUAUUUAUAAUGAUGGUUGAUGAUUGAUUGAUCGAUUGACUGCCAUCGACUUUUGGUUCAUCUAUCGAGUUCAUAAAGGCACACACAUACAUAUACACUAUGCACAACAUUACUACCAACUUGUUACAUAAACUCUAUAAUGUUGUGUACUGGGGAUAAAUAAUGAUCACAGAUUGUUUGUUGUUGAUUGUCAUGCGCUUCCUAUGUAUGUGUUUAUUGACGUGUUGACAGUGAGAUAAGUAAGUAAAUUAAAUACACGGAAGUCUCUAUCUUAUAUCACAUGAAUAAAGGGCAGUGUUCUCUUCACCCAUCAUCAUCAUCAUCAUCAUCAUCAUCUUCUGUCUUUCUAUUCUCAAUAGUCUCCUUAGUUUGUUUGUGUUGAGUUUUCUGGGUGUGGUGUACUUACACGAAAUGAUAUUGUUUCCAUUCUUUCUCUUCAAUAAUAAUAAUAAUAAUAAUAA
Molecule: messenger RNA, 7573 nt
Organism: Schistosoma turkestanicum
Lineage: Eukaryota; Metazoa; Platyhelminthes; Trematoda; Strigeidida; Schistosomatidae
Source: the annotation of a GenBank genome assembly